This is a messenger RNA of Baudoinia panamericana UAMH 10762, 1459 nucleotides long. RefSeq lists its product as uncharacterized. The record is from RefSeq and is a predicted model, not a curated record. NCBI's taxonomy places the organism in Eukaryota, Fungi, Ascomycota, Dothideomycetes, Mycosphaerellales, Teratosphaeriaceae. The transcript has 2 exons. Bases 371 to 1459 code for a protein of 362 amino acids.
GACGUGUUGUGUAUGAAACGCACCAAACCAUCGCAUCCAUGACAACGGUAGCACGGGAAAGUGCGGGUCUGCCUUGACGUACUGACUCACCCAUCGCGCAGUCGUACAAUCGCUGCGGCCGUUGAAACUACGUACAACCUCGUGAGUGGCGCGACGCCCGGCCAAGCAGAGCCUAAGCAUUCUGGUUCCGCACUGCUAAGGAACGUCAUAUUGGGCGUCUCGCUUGAGGUGAUCAGAUGGACGUGCGGGCGUAGGCACCUGACGGAGUGAAUAGGCGUUGAUCGCUUCGCAACGAGAUUGUUCCACAUGUCCACCGCGGCGCCCUUACCGACAUCAAGUAGUGGGUCUUCAAGCGAGCCCAAGAUCACACAUGACUUUGAUGGCGACGUCAAGAUAUUCAACCACACGUACGGUAGUCGCGGCGAGCUUCGAAAUUGCUAAGCACUCUCCAGCAGUCAGUGCAGCGACUCGAGCAGCGGAACGUGCAAGUUGUAAGCCGAACGAUACGCGGUUGCCUUUGCGUAUAUGUGAGACACAGCUGACCCCACUAACUCAUCAAUGUUUCCGAGUCGGCGGACCUGCUGCCAAAGAACAUACCUACUCCGUGACCGUCAAUGACAACUACCUCGAUGUUAAGGCUUUCAAUCAGCGCUUCCUCCCUUCUGCAAGCGAUCUACAAAGCGCGCCGUCUUCGACGAGUAGCAAUGGGCCGGAACGACCUUCUGUCUUGCCGGAGUCUGGAGCUGCUGCAGACGACGAUGACGAUGUGAUCGAGGUGCCCCCACCCAAGCGUGCACGUACGGAAUCGGAAGUUGACCCUAUGACCCUCCACCAUACAACGGACACGAACAGCUUACUACCGGAGACAAUCGCCCUACUCACACACCGAAGCUCGAGCUCUGAGAUGAACUUUCUAAAGCAAUGGCACACCGAGUGGGUGAAACAAGGCGGCUGGCUUUAUGAUGCACUUAACACAGUCGAGAAGACGACUAGAGAGGGCCAGGUCGCCACAUCUAAACAACUAAUAACAUCCCAAGACGUACUCGGAAAGGCUAUGAACGCCGCAAGCGCGACCGCCAUGUCUGAGCUUGCAAACAUCACGAGGCUCAUACCUUGGCUAGAGUCCUGCCGGCAGACAAAUGCUCACAAAAGUCAAGCUCGCGAGGAGAAAUGGCGUACGAAUAGCGCCACUUUCCACGACCAGGCACGGAGAGAACGGGAGGCAGCGGGGAAGAAGCUGCAGUCUGAACUCGAGAAGCAAACAGCCCUUCUUCUCAAGAUUGCUGAGUACAACGGCAUUGACGUUGAUGACGUCGACGUCGAUAAAGACGAGCCCAGGGAAACCCGGGAACUCAGUCUCGGCGCGCAGCUUACCGCAGAGCUGAACAUGGAAGCUAGUCGUGCCGCAAGUGCUCUGCGAGAGAAAGAAGCCAUCAACCUCGAUAAUGUUGGACGAUGA